Molecule: messenger RNA, 3448 nt
Organism: Acomys russatus (golden spiny mouse)
Lineage: Eukaryota; Metazoa; Chordata; Mammalia; Rodentia; Muridae
Gene: Rprd1a
Product: regulation of nuclear pre-mRNA domain containing 1A
Exons: 8
Coding region: 91-1029 (312 amino acids)
Biological process (GO): mRNA 3'-end processing
Cellular component (GO): RNA polymerase II, holoenzyme
Molecular function (GO): RNA polymerase II C-terminal domain binding
Source: RefSeq, a predicted model, not a curated record
GGGUGUGGGGGCGAGGCGGCGACGAGGGCGGCGACACUCUCCUCCCCUCGGCUCCACGGCGUGGGACGGCGGGAACGUGGUUUCGGAGGGAUGUCCGCCUUCUCCGAGGCGGCGCUGGAGAAGAAGCUGUCCGAGUUGAGCAACUCGCAGCAGAGCGUGCAGACCCUGUCCCUGUGGCUCAUCCACCAUCGCAAACACUCGCGGCCCAUCGUCACGGUGUGGGAGCGGGAGCUGCGCAAAGCCAAACCCAACAGGAAGCUUACCUUUCUCUACCUGGCCAAUGACGUCAUUCAGAACAGCAAAAGGAAGGGACCAGAGUUCACAAAAGAUUUUGCACCGGUCAUAGUGGAGGCAUUCAAGCAUGUUUCAAGUGAAACUGAUGAAAGCUGUAAGAAGCACCUUGGAAGAGUGCUGUCUAUUUGGGAAGAACGCUCUGUUUAUGAGAACGAUGUAUUAGAACAACUUAAGCACGCACUGUAUGGAGAUAAGAAGACAAGGAAGAGGACCUAUGAGCAAAUAAAGGUGGAUGAGAAUGAAAAUUGCUCCUCUCUAGGGUCCCCAAGUGAACCACCACAGACUCUCGACCUUGUUAGAGCAUUACAAGAUUUAGAAAAUGCAGCCUCAGGUGACGCAGCAGUCCAUCAGAGGAUCGCUUCUUUGCCUGUUGAAGUUCAAGAAGUAUCCCUGCUUGAGAAAAUAACAGAUAAAGAAUCUGGAGAAAGGCUUUCUAAAAUGGUAGAGGAUGCUUGUAUGCUGCUGGCAGAUUAUAAUGGCAGACUGGCGGCAGAAAUAGAUGAUAGGAAGCAACUCACUCGAAUGUUAGCGGAUUUUCUUCGCUGUCAAAAGGAAGCCCUUGCAGAGAAAGAACAUAAAUUGGAAGAGUACAAGCGCAAGUUAGCGAGAGUUUCCUUGGUGCGCAAAGAACUCAGAGCCCGGAUCCAGAGCCUGCCAGAUUUAUCUCGAUUGCCCAAUGUUACUGGCAGUCACAUGCACCUGCCCUUUGCUGGAGACAUCUACAGUGAAGAUUGAUGGCCAGUGUCCUCCAGGGCCAGGACUUUGCCAGACAUGGAGACAGUAUCUAAUCACUGUACACUGUCUAAUUCCUAAUGAGAAGAACUGAUAAGGAGCUGGUGUGAGACUGUACUGUGGUGUCAUUAGGACUUGAUUAUAGAAGAGACUUUAAGUGUUUCAGCUUCACCUUUACCCUUGCCACCAAAUACUGGCUCUGUGUGUCCUCAUGUCUGCGUUUUAACACUAGACAUGGAUGCCACGUGGAGGGUCACACUAAAGCUGAGAGAACACUUCCCUGGCACAUAGUAAUUCCAUCCUAAAUGCCAGUCCAGAAUAAAAGGCCUGUUAAAUGGAGAUUCCCUUGAUUGAACUAUUUAGAACGAAGUGGUUUAAUGCUUUAAGAAUGUUGUAUGUUUUGAUGCCCUACCAAGGGGAUAGCUCCAGCUCUAAAGCUGACUGUUUCUGUCCGGUCAGUCUUUUUACAUCAUUGAUCCCGAUAAUAGAACACCAGCUGUGGGGAGUAAAGGAAACAUCAGACAGUGACAUGCUUGAUACCUCAUCCAUGGAACAUAACCAAUAGCGCUUAGCUCGAGGAGCUCAAGAACUCAGUAUCCAUAAUGUUCAGUUAAGUAGCCUGGAACAUUGUAUUUCCUUAAAGUUUGAAUGACUGUGUAUUUGGGAACUAAGCAAUGCUAUACUACAGGGUAGAUGUGGUGAGUUUUAUAUUUGUAUGUUUACAGAUGUAAAUACAGAGCAGGUGUCCCUUUACCUUUACUUGACCCCGUGUGUUAGAGCAGCUGCAUGCUCUUCAGUUCUCUUUAAGUUAAUUGUGAACCUGCAGGUUUGUAUUUGAUAACAACGGGGAGUGGAUGUAUUUUCCUCCUUUAUUGCUUUGCAUUUGUCAUUGUAAUCAGAGUCCAACUAAAUAGUUAAUAGAACACCUUUUAAAUUUCACAGGCAAAUUAUACUCACUUCUGAAUGGCGUCACUGUUUCUUUCCCAGUAUUAGAGGUUAUAGUUGAAGUGAAUUUACUUGGGAAGUAACAACAGGUAAUUCAUCUUUAGUAGCCAGUAGAUUGGGAAAUAGUGCUUUUAACAAUCUGACCUCUCUCCAAAACAGAAUUGUAUGAGUAGCAUCAUCCCAUGCCCUGCAUGUCCUGUCUCCCAGUGAUUUAGACAACUUUUGGGAGUUAGGACACAUUUCUUCACAGAACCUAUUGCAGUCUCUGUGCAUACCGCUGAAGCUCAUCUGGGAGCCAAAUCCACUAGACCACGGUGCACUUAACUUGUAACAUGGCUGAGGAGUGGAUAGCUCAUGGCACAUCCUGAGGUGCAUUUGUCUGUCACAGUAAGGGGUUUGUAUACAGCAGCCAGACCCUCACACCGGGGUGGGGGUGUCUGCCAGUGCUGCUGUCUUUUCCCUAGGUGUAGGGAUGGAAGAAAAGAGUCAGCAGAGGAGGGUGGACACAUGCACAUUACACACCCUGAGUAUGCCUGUUCUGAAAGUGUGCCAAGUAAGUUAGUUUUUGUUGUUGUUGAUGUUUUUGAAAGCAAAACUUUGGGUAUUAGCUCAUUUUCAGUAUCUUGAACUUAUUUAUGAUUUGCUGACAUGGUGAUUUAAUCCAUCUAAAAUAGACACUUUUCCAUUUAAAACUAAUUUAUAAAUGGUAUACUCUUGAAAAGAUACAAAAUCUUGUAGAAGUUUGCUGAAAUAUUUUCACCAUGAAGACAGACUUACUCUUUUGAUGCCAGUGCUGAUCUAAAUAUUUAUGAUAAAAUGUAUUAUUUUUUUAAAGAGCUUGAUGAGAUCUGUGAUAAAUGCUAGUUCUCAAAACCAGAGUCCCACAAACCUCAAGUUGUUGGUUAGCUCACUACCUGAACACAAACUGUACAGUUUGUCUUAGAAGUUCUCAGCCUUACAGCAGUUAACCUGGUUAGCAUUAGGAGAGUGUCUUCCUAAAGGAAGACUAAGCUUUCUCAGUGGGUGGAAGUUGGGGAGGCAGAGGCAGGAAGAUUUCUGUGAGUUUGAGGCCAGACUGUUCUAUAGAGUGAGAUUGAUGCCAUUAGAGUUACAUGUGAGACCCUGCCUUAAGAAAAGAGAAAAUGGGCUUAGGUGAAGGGUGUAAAAUACCAAAUUCUAAAUCAUGCACAUUUUCUCUAUCAUAUGCCUGAGGCAGUUAUGAGUGUGAGAGCAGCCUGGCCUGGUCCUCAGGGGAAAGCGUGUCACAUUUGUAGCAAGAUCCUGUGCUGUGAAUGGACACCAUUCCUCUUUUCUCCACAAACAGUGCAGAGAGCUGUCGGAGUGGCAAUUUGAGCAGAUUCCCCGGGGCUCCCUCUGCUCCUGCAACACUACAGUAAGUAAAACCACAGGGGGAGCUGGGAGCCUGGAAAUGAGCUGUGCGAGCUUUCCCUGAGGAAAAUCAUCUCACCUGCAGCUG